Messenger RNA from Microthlaspi erraticum, 249 nucleotides. The record is from the annotation of a GenBank genome assembly. NCBI's taxonomy places the organism in Eukaryota, Viridiplantae, Streptophyta, Magnoliopsida, Brassicales, Brassicaceae.
AUGUCAAGAAACUUGAGUUCCCCCUCCGUUGAUUUCCCUGUGAGACUAAUAGACUAUGGUAUCAGGUUCCCUGUGUUGGAUCUAUCUCCCCUGAUCCUCUCGCCAUCGCUUGUUCGUGAGAGAAAGGGCUUGAUCCCCAUGUCAAGAAACUUGAGUUCCCCCUCGUUGAUGGUCUCGGUUGCCUUCCUAGCAAAGAAGGUGUUGGCUAGUGCCUUGUUGAUGCGGCAUCUAUGGGAUGAGUACAAGUAA